GAGCCUCGGAGACGGAGGGCAGCAGGAAGGCAGCAUGGCCGCGGUGUUCAGGGGGUCCCGCAGUCUUCUGGGAAGGUGGCAGAACUAUGUCGUCACAGUGCAGGCCUGCAGAACCUUGGCCUCCAAGACCCAGGUGGGCUUCGUUGGCCUGGGAAACAUGGGAAACCCAAUGGCCAAGAACCUGAUCAAACACGGCUACCCAGUGAUCGCCACGGACGUCUUUCCCGAGUCCUGCAGAGAGCUGCAGGAACUGGGUGCACAGAUCAUGGAAACUCCUGCCGAUGUGGCUGAUAAGGCGGACCGCAUCAUCACGAUGCUGCCGUCCAGUCCCAACGUUAUCGACGUCUACACGGGUCCUAAUGGCAUUCUAAAGAAGGUGAAGAAAGGUUCUCUGCUCAUUGACUCCAGCACCAUUGAUCCCGCAGUCUCCAAGGAGAUGGCUCUCGCCGCUGAGAAAACGGGCGCUGUGUUUAUGGAUGCUCCGGUAUCAGGAGGUGUUGGCGCUGCCAGUUCUGGUAAACUGACCUUCAUGGUGGGCGGAGCAGAGGAGGAGUUCACCGCAGCCAAAGAGCUGCUGAGCUGCAUGGGUGCCAACGUGGUGUACUGCGGUCAGGUCGGCACCGGACAGGCUGCCAAGAUUUGCAACAACAUGCUCUUGGCAAUAGGAAUGAUUGGCACUGCUGAGACCAUGAACCUGGGCAUCAGACUGGGACUCGAUCCCAAGCUACUGGCGAAGAUCCUUAACAUGAGCUCCGGCCGCUGCUGGUCCAGUGACACUUACAAUCCCGUUCCGGGUGUGAUGGAGGGCGUGCCGUCAGCCAACAACUAUCAAGGCGGGUUCGGAACCACGUUAAUGGCCAAGGAUCUGGGACUUGCGCAGAACACUGCGACGAACACGAAGACCCCGGUGCCACUGGGCUCGCUGGCGCAUCAGAUCUACCGUAUGAUGUGUGCACGAGGUUACGCCAGCAAGGACUUCUCGUCCGUCUUCCAGUUCCUGCGUGAAGAAGACAGCCAGUAGGGCGUGACCCCUCCCGUCUAGUAGUCUUACCUUCACCAAAACUUGGCGAGAUGUGUUGACUAGCGCCCUCUAGUCUACUAUACUGGUCAAAUUAGUGAAUGUACAAGAGUAAGGCUAGAGUAAGAUACCAUAUUUAUCUUUUAUUUUGUUUUUUUGUUUUGGAAAUGUUACUGUUUGGUCCUUCCCUGUACAAACCAUGUUCAGUCUGUAACUCUAGGCACUGUGAAAUUGAAGCAGGGUAUUUUUUUUAAUUCUGUAGCAUUGCGUUCUGUAGACUGACUUUUAGUUCUAGGUGUGAUCAUGUUGGAAAGGCGUGAACUGGCAGGAACUGGGAGGAAGUGACGCAUUUUUAGGCUCCACCAGGUUUAAACACUCCCUGCCCCAGCCUGCUGCACCUUACCACCCUUCCGUUUUUGUUUAUUAGAUCUUCUUUAAUUGUGGUUUGAUCCGACAGGGUUUAUAUUUGCCCUGGUGUCCGUGUUACCACCCUCAUUUCUCCAUCAUCUCAUAUUACAGCAGACGAACUCCUCAUCCAAUGAGAAGCAGAAGUGCUCUCCUCCACAUGUGGCGGUUGCGUUCGUGGCUAAUGGGAGCGCGCUAAUGAACUCCAAAUGAUGCUUUGCUCGUGUUUUUGGGGGUUUAUGAUUUGGGAGCAUGGUUGUCUACAUUCCCAUUGUCUAUACAACAUCCUGAUUCAGUGCAUUGUGGAGCCAUGCUGGACGAAUUAAAGCAUUAUGAGAAUGA
This is a messenger RNA of Trichomycterus rosablanca, 1765 nucleotides long. It is a transcript of the gene hibadhb, whose product is annotated as 3-hydroxyisobutyrate dehydrogenase b. Gene Ontology annotation, biological process: L-valine catabolic process. Gene Ontology annotation, cellular component: mitochondrion. Lineage: Eukaryota; Metazoa; Chordata; Actinopteri; Siluriformes; Trichomycteridae. The record is from RefSeq and is a predicted model, not a curated record. The transcript has 8 exons. Bases 35 to 1021 code for a protein of 328 amino acids. Gene Ontology annotation, molecular function: 3-hydroxyisobutyrate dehydrogenase activity; NAD binding; NADP binding.